Messenger RNA from Pteropus alecto (black flying fox), 2651 nucleotides. It is a transcript of the gene DKK3, whose product is annotated as dickkopf WNT signaling pathway inhibitor 3. Gene Ontology annotation, cellular component: extracellular region. The transcript has 7 exons. Bases 126 to 1028 code for a protein of 300 amino acids. Lineage: Eukaryota; Metazoa; Chordata; Mammalia; Chiroptera; Pteropodidae. Gene Ontology annotation, biological process: multicellular organism development; negative regulation of canonical Wnt signaling pathway. The record is from RefSeq and is a predicted model, not a curated record. Gene Ontology annotation, molecular function: co-receptor binding; receptor antagonist activity.
UGCUGUGCCUGCUGCUGGCGGCGGCGGUCCCCACGGCCCCCGCGCCAGCUCCGACAGAGACUUCGGCGCCCGUCGGGCCCGGCCCGGUUCUCAGCUACCCGCAGGAGGAGGCCACUCUCAAUGAAAUGUUCCGCGAGGUGGAGGAACUGAUGGAGGACACGCAGCACAAACUGCGCAGCGCGGUGGAGGAGAUGGAGGCAGAAGAAGCUGCUGCUAAAACGUCGUCAGAAGUGAAUCUGACAGAUUUACCUCCAAGCUAUCACAAUGAGACCAACACGGAAACCAAAGUAGGAAAUAACACCAUCCACGUGCACCGAGAAAUUCACAAGGUCACCAACAACCAGACUGGACAAACGGUCUUUUCAGAGACAGUGAUAACGUCUGUGGGAGAUGAAGAAGGAAAAAGGAGCCACGAGUGCAUCAUUGACGAAGACUGCGGACCCCGCAGGUACUGCCAGUUUGCCAGCUUCCAGUACACCUGCCAGCCGUGCCGGGACCAGCAGACACUCUGCACCCGGGACAGUGAGUGCUGUGGAGAUCAGCUGUGCGUCUGGGGUCACUGCGCUAAAACGGCCACCAAAGGCAGCAAUGGGACCAUCUGUGACAACCAGAGGGACUGCCAGCCUGGGCUGUGCUGCGCCUUCCAGAGAGGUCUGUUGUUCCCUGUGUGCACACCACUGCCCGUGGAGGGUGAGCUCUGCCAUGACCCUGCCAGCCGGCUUCUGGACCUCAUCACCUGGGAACUGGAGCCUGAUGGAGCUUUGGACCGAUGCCCAUGUGCCAGUGGCCUCCUCUGCCAGCCUCACAGCCACAGCCUCGUGUAUGUGUGCAAGCCAACAUUCGUCGGGAGCCGCGACGACGGUGGGGAGAGCCUGGUGCCCAGAGAGGCCCCCGACGAGUACAGAGAUGGCAGCUUCAUUGAAGAGGUGCGCCAGGAGCUGGAGAACCUGGAGAGGAGCCUGUCAGUGGAAAUGGCUCUCAGGGAGCCCGAUGCCGCCUCUGAGCUGCUGGAGGGAGAGGAGAUUUAGACCCAGGCCUGUUAUGCGGGUAGACGUGCAAUAGAAGUAGCUAAUUUAUUUCCCCGGCUGUGUCCUCUAGGUGUCGGCUCACCAGACUUUUUACACGGUCUCUUUCCAGAACAUUUUUCCUCUGGCUUGAAACAAAAUGAGGUGCUGCACACUUGUCCAGCUCCCCCAGACUGUACAGCGUGCAUCACAGUUCUGGUGCCUGGGAAAAGGUGGGGUGUCAGGGUGAAGGCAGAACGGGGCUGCUAAACUGGUCCACAUUACUGGCCGCUUUGCCUCUGAUGGUUGACAGAUGGCACAUUUCAUUUUGUUCUAUGUCGCCUUGAAAAUUAUUGGAGGGGAGGGGAUGAAAAAGGAUAGAGAAUUUCCUCAUGUUGACCCUUAUACAUGUGGAGAAGGAUGCCCUGAUUUGCAAGUAUAAACCUGGCGAAAAUGCAACAAAUGAUUUUUUCAUGCAGUUCUUCACAUGGGCAUAGGUAAGCUGUGCCUUCACCUACUGCAGGUGAAACAUUCCGCUCCCUCCAAGUUACACGCAUUCAGCCUUUCAGCAGUGCUACUCAGCCCCUACCUCUGUGCCGGCGAAGCAGUUUCAUAUCCACAAUCAAGUCAUGCUCUCACCACACCCUGGUGAAGGGGGCAUUCUUCUCUCCAUCUGUCGGGAUCUCAGAGGCUCAGAGAUGUCAAGUUGCUUGCCCAAGUCACACGGCUAGUGAAGACCAGAGCAGGAUUUCACUCAAGUGUGACUUUAAGUCCAGUGCUCUCCCCACUACUCCCUACCACCCUUGGUGCCACGAAAACUACCCCCUAGAAAAAGGAAGAAUGAGAUUUUUCUUUUUUUGAGGCACAUCUGAAAAUAAGUCCACACAUCCCUAUAAGAGUAAACUUCUACUCUUAGAAACAGCACCGUUCUCUCCCUGGUGUGGGGGCACCCAUCAUUCCAGUGGAGACAAGGGGUAUUGACACUGCCCCCUACGGCAGUUAGUCACAUCAGUAACUUUGAAGGUACAUGAUUGGAGUAUAAUAUAUGCUAAUUUGCCAGAAACAGUAUUUGAGUAAUUUUAGGUCCAGGAUUAUAAAUGAAAUUUGCAAAAUCACUUACCAGCAACUGUGGACUGUUAUCAACCACAUGGAGAAAAUCAGACCAAGCAAGGCUCUGUGAAAUAUGGUUGUAAUAUCCAAACUGAGAGCACUGAACUGUAUGCUGUUCCACAAAUGAUAUUUUCAGGUGCCGUGGACUGUUUCCAUCAUAUAUUCAUCCAGAGUUAUUAAAUUUUAAAGUUGCACAUGAUUGUAUAAGCAUGCUUUCUUUGAGUUUUAAAUUAUGUAUAAACACAUAUGUUGCAUUUAGAAAUUAAGCAUAAAUCACUUAAACUACUCUUUUAUAGUUCUCGGACUUCCUUUUUCCUUUUGACUUAGAGUAAAUAUAAAACCUUUCCAGCCAGAAAAAUAAAAUAGAAAUGACCUGUAUUACAAAUAUAAUCUCUUCUAUGUAACUAAAAUUUCCAGACAACUGAAGCAUGCCUCUUUUAGCAUCAAAAUAUUUUAGAAAUGUUAACCAUUUUUGGACGGGAAUUAAGAGUGUCAAUGUUUCACUGUCUUCCAAAAGAGUAAAUGGAAUGUGUAUGA